Messenger RNA from Perognathus longimembris pacificus (Pacific pocket mouse), 1065 nucleotides. RefSeq names its product sodium voltage-gated channel beta subunit 2 (gene Scn2b). Bases 194 to 841 code for a protein of 215 amino acids. The record is from RefSeq and is a predicted model, not a curated record. Gene Ontology annotation, biological process: membrane depolarization during cardiac muscle cell action potential; cardiac muscle cell action potential involved in contraction; regulation of sodium ion transmembrane transporter activity. Lineage: Eukaryota; Metazoa; Chordata; Mammalia; Rodentia; Heteromyidae. The transcript has 4 exons. Gene Ontology annotation, molecular function: sodium channel regulator activity. Gene Ontology annotation, cellular component: membrane; voltage-gated sodium channel complex.
UUUUUAGCAGCCACAGAUAAGUCGGCCAUAUUAGAGAGAUGGAAAUAAAGCUUCCUUAAUGUUGUGCAUUUAUCUCUGAAGUACACCUGUGCAUUUUCUUUUUUUUUUUUUUAGCAUCCACCCCUCCUCUCCCAGGUCCCGGGUCCCGGGUCUGUCACUCACCCUCUCCCCUGCCCGCCCUCCGUCUCUGAAAAUGCCCAGGGACGCCUGGCUCCCUGGCCCCGCCGUCGGCCUCACGGGGCUCAGUCUCUUUUUCACUUUGGUGCCGUCCGGCCGGAGCAUGGAAGUCACGGUCCCCACCACCCUCAGCAUCAUGAAUGGCUCCGACGCGCGCCUGCCCUGCACCUUCAACUCCUGCUACACCGUGAACCACAAGCAGUUCUCCCUGAACUGGACUUACCAGGAGUGUAGUAACUGCUCUGAGGAGAUGUUUCUCCAGUUCCGAAUGAAGAUCAUUAACUUGAAGCUGGACCGUUUCCAAGGCCGUCUGGAGUUCUCGGGGAACCCCAGCAAGUACGACGUGUCAGUGACGCUGAGAAGCGUGAGGCUGGAGGACGAGGGCAUCUACAACUGCUAUGUCAUGAACCCUCCCGACCGGCACCGGGGCCACGGCAAGAUCAACCUGCAGGUCCUCCUGGAAGCGCCCCCACAGCGGGACUCCACCGUGGCGGUGAUCGUGGGGGCCUCCGUGGGGGGAUUCCUGGCCGUGGUCAUCCUGGUACUGAUGGUGGUCAAGUGUGUGAGGAGGAAAAAAGAGCAGAAGCUGAGCACGGACGACCUGAAGACGGAGGAGGAGGGCAAGACGGACGGCGAGGGCAACGCGGACGACGGUGCCAAGUAACGGGCGCCCCCCCCCCGCGGCCCCUCCCCGUGCCCCGCCCCCGCCCCGCCCUGUACAGCGCCACCCUGCCUGCCCGCUCUCGGUGUGCUCAUCUCCACACGGGGCUCAGGACCGACCCGGGGCCUCCGGAACCCCUCACUUUAUGUCUCCCACCCUACACCAAGAGCGACCACCUCGUCCAUCUGACAACUGCCAUGGCACUCGUGGGGCCCUGGGGAGAGGAG